Molecule: messenger RNA, 614 nt
Organism: Cuscuta campestris
Lineage: Eukaryota; Viridiplantae; Streptophyta; Magnoliopsida; Solanales; Convolvulaceae
Source: the annotation of a GenBank genome assembly
GAUUAACUUUUGGGCCCAAGGGUUCUAAAAUUGUACUCCGUAACAUAUAGUCUCGGGUCAUUUCUUACCCAUACCUUACCUCCAAAAUCCGGUCCAGUAGUUAAUUCAAAUAAAUUCGGUUGGACUCAAAACUAAUUCAAAUCUCCGAGUCCGAUAAACUCUGCAAUUUGGAGGAGGAGGCGGAGGAGGUCGAUGGGCGGCGGCGGAGCCGGUACGCCGGAUUUCUUUUACAGGGAAGCUCAGCGCCUGGGUUAUGUCGCUCGCUCGGCCUUCAAGUUACUGCAGAUGCAGAAGCAGUAUAAACUCAUAACCCCUGGUUCCUCUGUUCUUGAUCUAGGUUGUGCUCCCGGUGCUUGGCUUCAGGUGGCGUGCCAGAGUUUGGGUUCAUUGAAAAAUAAUGGCGCUGUUAUUGGGAUCGAUAUUAAGAGCAGAAAGUUAAGGUUCCAGCUAUGCACUGCGAUUCAAGGGUUCAAACUGUUUGUGCUGAUGUUAUGAAAUUGCCCAAGAACCAAAUUAGGGAUCUCUCUCCUCAGGUUUUUUGGAACAUAUUUCAAAAGGUUUUGUAGUUUGCACUGUUCGGCUAUGUGUUCUUUUAAUACAGUACAAAGUACUUU